GCCACGGCGCUUCGGUCACCACGUCGCCACGUCGUCGCCAUGGCCAAGCACUUGCCCGUCGUCCUGCUCGCCGUCGCCGCCCUGGUCGCCCUCGCGGCAGCGGACCCCGCGCCACCACGAGAAGGCGGUGACGUGCACGCCGUGGAGCGCCGCGGCCUCCGCCACUUCUUCAAGGAGGCCAAGGGGAAGAUGCGCCACUUCGGCGGCAACAUGAUCAAGCUCAAGGGCUGCCUGCGGCGGAUGCCCGGGCUGCCCAGGACCGCCCUGCACAUCGCGGAGAACUGCGCGCUGUCGGCGUUCGGCGGCGUCCCCGCCGUGGCCGCGUGCGUCGCCGUGUCCGGGGCCGUGCCCGCCGCGCGCGCCACGUCGCACCUCGUCGUCUGCAUGGGCUGAGCGGGGCUGGGCGGGGAGCAAUGGAGGAAUAAACGGUGGGCUGUGUACACAUCA
Thrips palmi is the source of this 447-nucleotide messenger RNA. RefSeq lists its product as uncharacterized. The record is from RefSeq and is a predicted model, not a curated record. The transcript is spliced from 2 exons. Lineage: Eukaryota; Metazoa; Arthropoda; Insecta; Thysanoptera; Thripidae. Bases 40 to 393 code for a protein of 117 amino acids.